AUGGGCUUCUCACACGUGGGCUUCUGCGUGCCCCAGCACAAAUUCGACGAGACCGUCUCCUUCUACCUCGCCGCCCUCCAGCCCCUCGGCUACAAGGAGAUGAUGCGCCCGGUAGACAACGCCGUCGGUCUCGGCGUAUACUAUCCAGACUUUUGGAUCACCGGCGUCAAGCCAGAAGCCGGAUCGGCCGACGGUGAAAAUGAGGGUGAUGAGCAGGAGACACAGCGAAAGCCGAUCCAUAUAGCUUUCAGCGCCAGUAAACGUGAACUCGUCCAUGCAUUUUAUGACGCGGCUCUGAAAUCUGGUGGGAAAUGCAACGGCGCGCCGGGCCUGAGACCGCAGUAUACACGGUUUUAUUACGGGUCCUUUGUGCUUGACCCGAUGGGCAAUAAUAUCGAGACAGUUUGCAUGUGGCCUGCUUGGACGCACUGGCGGUAUUGGUUCGGGAUGGGGGUAUUUAAGAAGAAGAAGACGGAGUGA
Messenger RNA from Uncinocarpus reesii 1704, 480 nucleotides. RefSeq lists its product as uncharacterized. The record is from RefSeq and is a predicted model, not a curated record. The transcript is spliced from 2 exons. The coding region runs from base 1 to 480 and encodes 159 amino acids. NCBI's taxonomy places the organism in Eukaryota, Fungi, Ascomycota, Eurotiomycetes, Onygenales, Onygenaceae.